Molecule: messenger RNA, 2886 nt
Organism: Plasmodium reichenowi
Lineage: Eukaryota; Apicomplexa; Aconoidasida; Haemosporida; Plasmodiidae
Product: ATP-dependent RNA helicase, putative
Exons: 7
Coding region: 1-2886 (961 amino acids)
Biological process (GO): maturation of LSU-rRNA from tricistronic rRNA transcript (SSU-rRNA, 5.8S rRNA, LSU-rRNA)
Cellular component (GO): nucleolus
Molecular function (GO): nucleic acid binding; ATP binding
Source: RefSeq, a predicted model, not a curated record
AUGUAUAGAAAUAAAUUGAAGAGUCUAUGUUUUUGUGAGAACUAUUUUUAUACUUAUAAAUGUAGUCAUAUAAAUAAUUUAAACUUUAUAUAUUUUACUACAUAUUACAAUUUUAUGAACUUAAAUGUUUCUAAGGAUGUGAAUAAUUAUAUGAAAAUAAAUGGAAUAAUUAAAAGGGUAGAUAUAAAAAGAUAUUAUAAUAAAAAAUUAAAUAAUUGGUCUUAUGAAGAAAAUGCCAAAGAAUUUCAUAAGAAGGAUGAAAAAGAAUAUGGAAGUAGAUAUGAAUAUAAUAAUAAAUUUAUAAAUGAGGAAGAGAAAAAAGAUGAAGAUAAGAAAUAUAGAUAUGAUGAAGAAAAGAAAUAUAGAUAUGAUGAAGAAGUGAAAUAUAGAUAUGAUAAAGAAAUGAAAUAUAGAUAUGAUGAAGAAAUGAAAUAUAGAUAUGAUGAAGAAGUGAAAUAUAGAUAUGAUGAAGAAAUGAAAUAUAGAUAUGAUGAAGAAAAGAAAUAUAGAUAUGAUGAAGAAAAGAAAUAUAGAUAUGAUGAAGAAAUGAAAUAUAGAUAUGAUGAAGAAAUGAAAUAUAGAUAUGAUGAAGAAAUUCAUAAAGGAUUAUAUUCAGAAUAUAAUUCAACAAGUAUGAAUAAUGGAUAUAAUAAUAAUAAUGAAAGUACUUAUAAAAUAAAAAAGGAAAUAUUAAAUAGGCAUGAAAAAAUAGAUUUGAAUUCUCUACAUAUAGAUGAAGAAAUUAUUAAUAACCUUAAGAUUAUUUUGAAUAUAGAAAAAUUAUAUAUGUAUCAAUAUAUUAUAUAUAAUGAAAUCUUAAAAAAUUGUAAACAUUUAUUAAUAUAUAAUAAAACAGGUACAGGGAAAACCUUAAGUUAUUUAUUACCAUUAAUACAAAAAUUAAUAAAUGAUAAAUUUGACUGUAAUAAAAAGGUAUUAAUAAUAACACAGAAUAUAUAUUUAUGUAAACAGUUGUAUAUAUAUAUAUUAUCCAUUUAUCCAACUUUAAAUGUGUGUAUAUUAUCUGAUGAAAAGGAAAGUUAUAAUAUGAAUAAUAAUAUAAACCAUGAUAUUAUAGUAAAUAUAAAAAGAAAUAAUAUUAACUGCAAUAAUAAAGAGAAUAAUGAUAUGUGUGAUGAAAAGUACGGUAUACAUUUUUAUUUAUGUACACCUAACAAAUUGGAAUAUUUUAUAAAAAAUUAUAAAAACAAAAGUAGAAAUGAGAAAAAUGUUAUGAAUAAUAUAUUAAAUAAUAUAAAUACUAUUGUUAUAGAUGAAUUUGAUUAUAUUGUUGAAUAUAGAAAGAACAUUUUCAAUUUUUUUUUUAAAAAAGAUUUAUUUAAUGAAAUUCACAAUAAUAAUAAUAAUAUAGGAGACAAGAAUAGAUUUAAUCAUGAUAUAUUUAAUAAAUCAAAUUAUAACAUAUAUUUAUUUACAGCUAAUAUAAAUGAGGUGAUAAAAAAAAAAAUAUAUGAACAUUUAAAUGGUUUUGUUUUUUUUGAUUUUAUAAAUGGAAUUAAAGAACAUAUACAAAAACAAGUAGCUGAACAACAUAAUUUUAAUAUUGAUGUUUUGAAAAAUUCUGAAAAUGUUGUUCAAUUAUUAAACAAAGAAAAUAAAAAUGAAAGUCUAUGUAAUUUAAAUAUUACGCAUUUUGUGUGUAAAAUUAAUUCGGCAUCAAAAUAUAAAUAUGUAUGUUAUUUUUUAGAAGAAUUUUUUUUUCAUAAACAGAAGAUAUCAGAAAACGUUUAUAAUGAUAUGGUAUAUGAUGAAUAUGAUAAAUUAAAUUAUAGGAAUAUGAUUCCUAUGGAAGAAAACAAAUUUGUGAAUAAUUCAGAGAAAGAAGGGAAUAUGAAACGUUCAAAUGCUGAUAAAAUAAAUAAGUGUAUAAUAUUUGCAAAUACAAAGGAGGAAGUGGAAAAGUUAUAUGAAAUUUCCUUGCUCAAACCACACGCAGUAAUGAUGCAUUCAGAAUUAUUGACCAUACAGAAAAAUGAAAAUAUCAAUUUAUUUAAAGUUGGUAAAAAAAAUGUCCUUAUUACUACAGAUAUAAUAAGUAGAGGUUUGGAUAUAGACAAUGUUAUAUUUAUUUUAAAUUAUUCUCCCCCGACAUCACCCAAUGAUUAUAUACACAGAUCUGGAAGAACUGGAAGAGGAAAGGAAAAAGGAAUUUGUCUAACCAUGUAUCAUAAAUAUGAAUAUAGAAAUGUAGAUAAAAUAAUGAAAUAUACAAAAAGCAAAUUUGAAGUUAUAUUGUGUCCAAAGGUUGAGGAUGUUUAUAAAUUUUCUGUAGAUAAAUUAGUAGAGAAUGUAAUGAAGAUAGCACCGGAAAAAUAUGAAUUUUUUAAUGAAAAAUCAAAGGAGUUACUAAAGAAGCAUAAUACAAAAAUUAUCGCGCAAAUAUUGUCUGUAUUAUUAAAAUUUGAUAAAAAAAGUUUCGACGUUUCUCUGUUGUCAGGAAAAAAAAAUUAUGUGGCAGUAUUAAUAAAGGAUCCAUUUUUUGAGGUAAUAAAAAAUAGAGAUGAUAUAGUUAAUAUAAUUAAGGUUAUUACAGGAAAUAAAAUGAUAACAACGAUUAUUGGAGAUGUAGCUAAAUGUGAUGAGGGAUUUAUUGUUGACAUUUCCAGUUCGCAUGUCAAUAAAAUUAUAAGUUUAUUUAACAGUUCUAAUUUUGAAUAUAAGAGUAAAGGAUUAGAAAUAAAUACAUUAAUAGAACUACCUCCUAUUAUUAAGGAGAAGAAAAAUAUUAUAAGAAGGAAAAAAAAGGCACCUUGGAUAACAUACAAAUUACAGAAAAAGAAAAUCAUAAUUUUAGGUAGAAAAACAGAAAAGUACAAAAGAAAACGAGCUGAGGAUAUAAUAAAAGACAUUAAUAAGAAUAUUUGA